AUACUAUCCCUUUUUUUUAGUUGCAGUCAUCUUCCUCGCGUACUUGUUCGGGUUUUUAGCAGUUCGUUCCAACUCUCGUGAUCAACUCGAGCAACAAAGUCCUAUCGAAUCAAGUCAAGGACUGGGUUUUGUUUCUGACCUUUUCGUUCCUCCAGUCCGUUGAACAAAAACAAGCCUCCAGAUUUGGCUUCUGCCUGAUUUGGUUUCUCCAAGCGAGCAUUGGACGAAGUCUACAAUGGGGAAAGGAGCAAAUCCAGAUCUUUUUGUCAACGAUGGCUCCUUCAUGGAAAAAUUUAAACAGCUACAGCAAGAUAACCAUGAGAAGGAGUUUUCUGAAGAGUCCAAAUCUGGCACGACCACCAACUCGACCCUCUCCAUAAAGCCUAUCGCUAUUCCGAACAAGAGACCGCUGGAAAUUAAAUCUACUGAUAUAAAGAAGCCCAGUCCUUCUGGAUCCAGUGGGAAGUUAGCUUUCAGUUUGAAGCAGAAAUCUAAGAUUGUGUCUGCUCCUGUUAAACUAGCCGAAGAUGAAGAAGAUGACCGAGGGGAGUCAGAGGCUGGAAUUUCUGAGCCUGCAAAGAGGCAUAAACCGGGGCUGUUGAAUGCUUCCAAGUCAAAACCAGAGAAUGGGGAUGCACCAGUUCCUCCUAGUGAUCCUACAGUGAAGAAUGCCGCGGACAAAUUAGCUUGCUUUGUUGCCAAAAAUGGAAGGUACUUUGAGGAUGUUACACGGCAGAAGAAUCCUGGAGAUACCCCGUUUAAGUUUCUAUUUGACACAAGCUGUUCAGACUACAAAUACUAUGAGUUUCAGCUUCUUGAAGAGGAAAAGAUCCAAGGAAAGUCAAAUGAUUCUCAAACAUCACAUCAUGAAAGCAGUGGUGUUGCUGCAAGUUCUAAAACACCAAAUACUUCUCAGAGGACUCCUAUACAGAAAAAUUCGAAUUUCCAGACUCCAGCAUCAGCUUUAUAUGGUGUUGAUGAGGACACAAAAACUUAUGCUGCAUCCAUGGGGAAAACCUCCUCACAUGGUGAAUCUAGCGGGCCUCCAUCGUCAGAUCCCAUUGCAGUGAUGGAGUACUACAUGAAAAAAGCUGCUCAGGAAGAGCGGAAGAGGCAACCACGAUAUUCAAAAGAUGAAAUGCCACCACCUGCAUCUCUUCAAGCUUCUUCCAGAAAGGGGCAUCAUAUGGGUGACUUCAUCCCACAAGAAGAAUUGGAGAAGUUCUUUGCUAGUUGCAAUGAUGCUGUUGCCCAGAAAACUUCUCUAGAAACUGCAGCGAGGUCCAGAAUCCAAUCCGACAAUGUUGGGCAUAAACUUUUAUCUAAAAUGGGAUGGAAGGAAGGCGAGGGACUUGGCAGUGCUAAGGCAGGUCGUGCAGAUCCUGUUAUGGCUGGGAAUGUAAAACUGAAUAAUCUGGGGGUCGGUGCUGAGAACCCAGGCGAGGUUACACCUGAGGAUGACAUCUAUGAACAGUAUAAGAAAAGGAUGAUGCUUGGUUAUAAAUACAGGCCAAAUCCUCUGAACAAUCCUCGGAAGUCAUAUUACUAAGUGGAAAUGGUGUUCCUCAGCAGAACUCUUUCGAUCCGGCUGUCUCGAGCAGAUGAAGUGCUUCUGCACUGAAGCUUUAUUUCGUACUGAUUAUUUGACCUGCAUCUCUUAUAAGAAUCUUAGCAAUCUUUAUUUGUUUUAGGGGGAAAAAAUCUUGCGUAUUCGGAAAGCUAAUCAAAGGUCUUAAUUCUUCCGAAUCA
Messenger RNA from Dendrobium catenatum, 1749 nucleotides. Its product is annotated as SURP and G-patch domain-containing protein 1-like protein. The record is from RefSeq and is a predicted model, not a curated record. Gene Ontology annotation, cellular component: nucleoplasm. The transcript has 10 exons. Bases 236 to 1549 code for a protein of 437 amino acids. Gene Ontology annotation, molecular function: RNA binding. Gene Ontology annotation, biological process: RNA processing. Lineage: Eukaryota; Viridiplantae; Streptophyta; Magnoliopsida; Asparagales; Orchidaceae.